This is a messenger RNA of Amblyraja radiata (thorny skate), 1496 nucleotides long. It is a transcript of the gene mpv17l, whose product is annotated as MPV17 mitochondrial membrane protein like. The coding region runs from base 93 to 908 and encodes 271 amino acids. Lineage: Eukaryota; Metazoa; Chordata; Chondrichthyes; Rajiformes; Rajidae. The record is from RefSeq and is a predicted model, not a curated record. Gene Ontology annotation, cellular component: cytoplasm; mitochondrion; membrane. The transcript has 4 exons. Gene Ontology annotation, biological process: mitochondrial ribosome assembly.
CACAGUUGAGAUGUUUGCCAGUGACUGCGGCUGAGUGAGAGGAGCAGGUGACUUGCGUGUGGGACCGUGUCUGCAACCACGCCAAUGCCACAAUGCGUGGCACCUGUGGCGUGUGUGUCUGGACUGUGACCAUCAACAAAGGCACUUCCGAAGCAAGCUCUUCCAUGCGAGACGUUGCCGUCGGCCGCUCUGCACCCGCCCGCGGCUUGGUUCAGCAGGAGCUAGCUAGCUCUCUCUCUCUCUCCACCUUGCUGAGAGCCGCCGGGGUUGGGUUACAAGAGGAAGCGGCGUCUUGGCGCUGGCGGGGACCGAUGUGGAAACUGGUGGUGUCCAAGAUCAGAAGGUUCCCUUGGAUCUCCAAUGUCGCCAUGUACGCCACUGUCUUCACAGCUGGGGACGUGGUCCAACAGAAUCUGUUCAAGAAGGAACCGCUGGACUUGAAACGGACACGGAAUGUCACCACUCUGGCGCUGACCUUCCACGGCAACUUCGUCUACCUGUGGCUGAAGGCCAUGGAGAACGUGUUCCCCGGCGCCAGCAUGGGCACCGUCCUGCGCAAACUGGUGUGCGACCAGCUGAUCGCCACCCCCACCGGCAUCAGUGCCUACUACAUAGGUAUGAGUAUUCUGGAUGGGAAACAAGAUAUCUUUGCAGAUUGGAAGGAAAAAUUCUGGAGCACGGAGAAGGUUGCAAUGGUUUAUUGGUCUAUAGCACAGAUAAUCAACUAUAGCCUGGUGCCAGUCUUCUUCAGAAUGGCCUAUUUUGGUUGCUGGGGGUUUGUGUGGAUGAUAUUCAUGUCCCAUUUACGGCACCACGACGACGGUCUUGCGGCAUCUAAAAGUCCAACAACUGUAAAGUUACGCUUGCAGAAUGAACUGAAAAAGUUCUUAGACAAUAUUUCAAAAUAAAUAGAGAGAUAUGUUGCACCAAUGUUAAGGCCAGUCUGUUAUCAUGUGUACAAUGACAUUUUGGGGUCUUAAUACAUUUAGUGCCAUCUGAAAGUAGAUUACAAAUUUCAACAAGUUUUUAACAGGUCAACCAAGCACAGAUCUCAUUAUUUUUAGUAAUGGUGGAAUUACCAAAAAGGUUAUGUCGUACAUGUGUAUUUUGCAAACGAGACACAAUGGUGGUGAAAAGGUUCCCUGACGAGAAAAUAAUUAUUUGCACAAAUCAUGGAAGCUGGAAUAGUGGCAGGAUGGAGAAAAAUGACAGGAUGAGUUAUUUGAGGGAACAGCGAUGGCGUAGUCAUGGGAUGAGCAUCUCAUGUAAGGGUCCACACUGUCACUGGUGGAGGAAUGUGUAAUGGUACCCAUGGUGCUACAGAUCACAUGUUUGUCUUCUUGCUGCAGGGAGGUUAUUCCCAAAGACACUAGACCAAGACAAAAGUCUACAUUAAUUUCUGCAAAUAUGCAAAGGAACAAAAGGACACCUGUGUGUAUAUAUAUAUGCCAGUAGCUGACUGAAUGUUGUUAAUCAGUAAUAAAAUCAUAACAUCA